UACGGAACGGUAGUGAGACCGUAAACGAAAACGUGAAUCGUAAAACGUGAAACGACGUAAGCCAAAGCGACGAGGUUGCGUGCUUAAAGGCGCCACAAACAGGCGGUGACCGCAAAGCUGAAGCAGCCAGACCACAAAAGCGACAGACGGGGCCAGGGGGCAGCAGCGUAGGCAGCUCUUCUGGCUGCUGUGGUUGUGGCCUUUCAAAUGUUGAUUGAAAUUUACGACUAUGCUGCGAAAUUAUUAAAUAAUAUGAGCGCAACUACAGUUGGCAUAAUUAAUAAUCUGGCCAGUGCAGCAACAAAAACAAAAACAACAACAACAACAACAGCAGCAGAAACAAAGGAGAAAGCAAUAACAACAACAACUGCCAGUUCAAGAACUCGCACAGCCGCCCAAUUGCUGCGAGCCACCAGCAACAAUAUGAAACAGUUGCUGAACAAAACUCUGGCCACCAUGGCACGCGCCAAUCUCGGCGAGCAUGUCGGUGCUCCCUACAGGCUAUCGACGCUCCUGCUUCAUGGCAGUGGCGCCAUCAGCGCCAGCAGCAACAACACUGACGACAGCCCAGCCGCCUACAACUCGUCGACCGGCUUCGUUAGCUUCGACAGCUUUGAGGGCAGCGGCAGCAGCAACCACACCAUCAGCAGCGGCGGCGGCAACAACAACACCAGCCUUGAGAGCAACACCACCGAUGCCACCGACAUAAGCGGUUUCAUUGAAUCCUCCACUACGGCGGCCAGCACGGCCCUGAGCGCAGCGAUAACGACACUGCCGCUCCCCACACUACCUACAGUUAGCAGCACCGCUGCGGCGGCUACCGCCAGCACCGCCGCCCAGAUUAUGAACGCCCGCACUGUGGCAACCUUCAUAACUGCUGGCAACAAGAGUCGCACCACAACCAUUGUCGUAUAUCCAACGGUUUCACCCGAAUCGAUUGUGAUACCCAUUGUUUCGUGUAUUUUUGGGUUUCCCAUACUGGCUCUGAUCGUCAUAUGCUGUCUGCGUCGCCGGGCCAAGCUGGCGAGGGAACGGGAUCGUCGCCGAAACUAUGACAUGCAGGACCAUGCUGUUAGCCUGGUCAGAUUUAGUCCAAUUCAUAGGCUUAAUUACCGAUCGUCGCGAGCUAUCAGUCUACGUCCUGAACGAAGCCUAAGUCAGGGCUUCACUUCGCUGGAACUGGACACGGUGCUGGAGGAGCGCUGCAGUGAUGUGGAGCAGACGCAAACCGAAAUACUUAAUCCCGAGUCACCCAUGGACACCAACUCCUACAAGAUGUCUUUCUCUUCGAGCUAACAGUUACCACAACAACAGCAACUAAAACAGCAGCAGCAGCCACAGUCGUCACCAUCGCCAACGUCACAUCUCCUACAACCGCAGCCGAUGCUCUCGCUGAAGACGAAGCUGCGCAAAACGGCCAGCUUGCGGGAGCGGGAGACACACACCGG
This is a messenger RNA of Scaptodrosophila lebanonensis, 1448 nucleotides long. RefSeq names its product serine-rich adhesin for platelets-like. The record is from RefSeq and is a predicted model, not a curated record. The coding region runs from base 208 to 1296 and encodes 362 amino acids. NCBI's taxonomy places the organism in Eukaryota, Metazoa, Arthropoda, Insecta, Diptera, Drosophilidae. The transcript is spliced from 4 exons.